Phaedon cochleariae (mustard beetle) is the source of this 940-nucleotide messenger RNA. The record is from the annotation of a GenBank genome assembly. Lineage: Eukaryota; Metazoa; Arthropoda; Insecta; Coleoptera; Chrysomelidae.
AGGAACUAUACCCAAAAUGAACAUUCUUUGUUGUGUGCCUAAGUGUGUUAACAAUGCAAUAGUUCAUAGAUUUCCUAGUGAUAUUGAGUUGUUCAACAUAUGGAUCAAAUCAGUGAAUAGUACUGACAUAACAUUUGAAAGGAGGGAUAUGUUUCGAGUAUGUGAUUCACAUUUCAGUGAAGAAAUGAAAUUUCAAAGCUAUGAAAAUGAAAUAUUUUUGAAGAAAGGCGCUUAUCCUGACACUAUCCUACAGACUGAAGACAAAAAAAUGGAAGAAGAUUCAGUUCCUGUAACCACAGUGGAGAAAAGUAGUGGGUUGCUGAAUCCUAAUGGCUUAUUAUUAUUGAAUAAUAAUUUAAUGUGCUCAUUGGGACCAGGUUUAGCAGAGAAGAAUCCAGUUGUAGACCUUGCUCAACCCAGUACUAGUCGAGACAAGACUACCAAUUCCAAAGUGGACGGUAAUCAGAAAGCAGGUGACAAAAAAAAUAAUGAAGAGGUUCUCAGGAAACUGGGUGUUAUAAUAAGCGGCCAGUUACAAACUACAAGAGGACAGCUGAAGAAAGCAAAACGAGUCUUCGAUCUGAAAUGUGAACUGUAUAAAGAAAAACUGAACUUUGUUAAACUAAAAAAAGAGAAGUUUCUUGUGGAACACAUUUUGAAGAUAAAAUUGUUGAAAAAGCAACUAGCGGUUGAAGAAAGACGAUUGCAAAGAAAUUGUGUAAGGUGUAGACGUUUACGACAGUAAUUUGUUAUAUUAUCUUAAUUUUUUUUGGUUUAUGAUCUUUGUUGGCAUUUAUAUUUUCUUGACAUCAUUUCAUAUUUGCUAAUUGUUCUUUUCUUAUUAUUUGAUUCACGCUGAUUAGUGAUUACUACAUGAAAGGUAAUCAUUUUCUCUGGAUUUAUUUUUCAUAUUUCAUAAAAAUAUAACUACUUAAUAUGU